Molecule: messenger RNA, 2083 nt
Organism: Mugil cephalus (flathead mullet)
Lineage: Eukaryota; Metazoa; Chordata; Actinopteri; Mugiliformes; Mugilidae
Product: 5-hydroxytryptamine receptor 3A-like
Exons: 10
Coding region: 65-1426 (453 amino acids)
Biological process (GO): regulation of membrane potential; signal transduction; chemical synaptic transmission
Cellular component (GO): synapse; membrane; neuron projection
Molecular function (GO): neurotransmitter receptor activity; transmembrane signaling receptor activity; extracellular ligand-gated monoatomic ion channel activity
Source: RefSeq, a predicted model, not a curated record
AGGCACGGAUACACAUGAACUCAACAGACCUUGUCAACAUCGCCAGGAAGGAGCUGCAGUCGUGAUGUUCCUGGGUUUCUUCUUUCUUCUCUUCCUCUCAGAUGGGGUUGCCUCCGAGCGUACCUGCAGUUAUCAGGAUGUCUUAAACCAUCUAAACCUGACCAAAGACAACGAGCUGUACUCGAUGACCCGGCCUGUGAAAAACUACAAACACCCCACGGUCGUGUCCCUGGAGGUUCUGCUCUACGCCAUCCUAGAUAUGGUUGAGAAAGACCAGAAAUUUAUUCCUUAUGUUUGGACUGUUAUGAGGUGGCAUAAUGAAUACAUUUCCUGGGACCCAAAUCAGUUUUGUGGAAUUGACAAUGUCUCUCUUCCUACCGACAUUCUAUGGAAGCCUGAUCUCACUAUUGAAGAAAUGACGGAGAAGGACAAAGCCCCUCCGAGUCCUUAUCUCACCAUCAACAAUAAAGGUGACGUCGAAGUCCAGAACGACCAGGUGCUGGUGAGCACCUGCAGGAUGCACAUUUACAAAUUCCCCUUCGACAUUCAGAAAUGCAACCUGUCCUUCAAAUCUGUCAUACAUACUGCCAGGGACAUUCGUCUGUGGCCAAGUGAUAACUCUUCCGAGGCCACACAGUGGUCCAGAGAGGUGAUGCGGACUCAGUACGAGUGGCUGUUCCUCAACAUGACCGUCACCUCGGACAAUGCCACCAGUUUAGUCGACCAAGACAUCAUCAUAUACACUAUCACCAUGAAGAGGAGGUCCGCCCUCUACAUUGUCAACUUUUUGCUGCCUGUCCUCUUCUUCUUGUGUCUGGACUUGAGUUCCUUCCUCAUCUCAGAUCAUGGAGGGGAGAAACUCAGUUUCAAGGUCACUGUGCUACUCGCCGUCACGGUGUUACAACUCAUCCUCAAUGAAAUUCUCCCAGCCACAUCCAACCGGAUCCCACUCAUAGCGGUCUACUGCAUAGGGAUCUUUGGUCUGAUGCUGCUCAGCCUCCUGGAAACCAUUUUGGUGUUGCAUCUGAUAGAGAAGGAUUCUGCAUCUCAAGACAAUGAGAUAGAGACAGACCGAAACCUGAGAGAGGACUGUAACAAACAGGACAAAGCCAACUUGCACCGUGGCCACAGAGAAGGUGGCAAAUGGGCUCAGUCUACGUCUGAUGGUGAAACUCCAUCUGAUCUGCAGGCUGUAGCCAGAGAGGUCAACGGCAGCAAACUGAUAGAGGAGUACGCCUUGGAGAGGCUUUCUGAUGAGCUCAGGGAGAUGGAGAAAAUACUGACUCUGCUCUUCAACAACAAGAAGGAAGAGAAGAAAUUCAACUACUGGACCAGAGUGGCGAAAAAAGUCAACAGAGUUUUCUUGAUUUUCUAUGUCACAGUGGUCAGUCUGUUUCUAGUUUUUAUCUUUGUGAAAUGGAACUAGCACCUUGAAACUGCUAUCCUAACCCUUCAACCUCAGAACCCGGCUUCUCUCUCAUCUUCAAACAGUGUCUCAUAUAUCGGACAAUUGGAUAUGUUAGAAAUGUUUCUCUGCACCGUUAAGACGUUGGAUAUCAGGUGUCUGAAGAUAAUUAUCUGUAGUUUUCUGAAACUAACAAAAAACUUCAUACUGUAAUUGAUCAUAUAUGUGGAGGAGAGAAACUAUUCGGGUACUGCGUCGCUCUCAGUCAUAGGCAAAUGGUUCAUGUUUUUUAUGGAAACAGUAAGUAUUAGUAGCCCAGUCUUUAUCAAACUUGUAAAUUAUCGGCAGAAAAGAAUAACAGAUUGUUGAAGCCAUGGUCAGUAAAUUCCCCAGACACCAACUCAUCCUGAAUGUUAGUUCUGCAACAGCUCUUUUAGUGCCUGACGCACUUAACGGUGGUUUUGCUUCUCACAUUUUCCUCUGCUGGAAAUGUGUACUCAUAAAAGCCUUCUGUUCUCACAUCUGGGUUUUUAGCGAAAGCUAUAUGAGAAGUACAUGAUGUAUAAUUGCCUGUUCAUAUACAUAUACCACAGGAUGUUGUUUGCAAGUGUUGCUCAGUGUUAAUAUCUCUAACAUAUACACAGUAAUAAACAACUCUGGAAAUUGUAUAACUGUAGU